Molecule: messenger RNA, 2442 nt
Organism: Parastagonospora nodorum SN15
Lineage: Eukaryota; Fungi; Ascomycota; Dothideomycetes; Pleosporales; Phaeosphaeriaceae
Exons: 7
Coding region: 1-2442 (813 amino acids)
Biological process (GO): retrograde vesicle-mediated transport, Golgi to endoplasmic reticulum; regulation of ER to Golgi vesicle-mediated transport; endoplasmic reticulum to Golgi vesicle-mediated transport
Cellular component (GO): Dsl1/NZR complex
Source: RefSeq, a predicted model, not a curated record
AUGGACCUGGACGACUCGGCCGACGGCGACCGCGUCGCCGACUACCUCGACGACAAGCUGCAGACGGCCAUUGACCUCGACACGGGGAACCUGGACGCGCUGCUGGCCCGCAUCACAGAGCAGCAGGUGUUGCUCAAGCAGCAGGUCGAUGCCGCACAGAAAGACCUCCACGGCGCAAAGCAGGACGCCCAUUCCCACCACGCCACCGUCCAGCAGCAGGCGCACACAUUCCGCCAGCGGCAGGCCGACAUCGACCGCCGCCUGCUAGCCAUCACCGCCAGCGACACCUCGGAGGAGGCUGUCCCGCGCUUUGAGACGUCCCUGGACAAGCUCCACCGCCUCGACGUGGCCAGCAGCUAUGUCGAAUUGCUGCGCGAGGUGGACGUCCUCAGCAAACACGCCCAGACGCAGCUCCAUACAUCGAGCGAGGCCGCCCUGCAGCCGUACAAGCAGCUGCGCUCACUCCACACCCGCCUGGCCACCCUGCAAGACGCUGCCGAGGGCGCCGCGCCGCAGCUGCUCCACCACGUCUACAAGAUCACGCAGGCCCUGCGCACCAAGAUCCUCGAUGCCUUCUCGUCCGACCUCGAGCGCGUCCUCAAGAAAAUCCAUUGGCCCACGCCCAAAGCAAACAUACCCGGGCCGCUGCAGGGGGAAUGGGAGAAUGCCAUUGUGAGGCUGCUGGACCUGCAGAUGCCGGAGCUGGAGGGCAUGAACUACGCCAGCGGGCCGGGCGACAAGAUCAAGCUCCCGCCAGUGCUUUUCCCGCUCGAGGUGCUGGUGCAGCCGUUGGAAAUGCGUUUCCGCUACCACUUCGAGGGUGACAGACCCACGAACCGCAUUGAUAGGCCCGAGUUCUUCCUCUCGCACAUUACCACGCUUUUGAACGACUACAGUGGAUUCGUGUGCGAUCAUGUGCAACCUGUGCUCCUCAAGCAGUUCCGCGGAUCUGAUCUGGCGCUUAACCCCGUCUACAUCGACGCCAUGUCAGCCUUCAUCACCGCUCUGUUACCCAUGCUCAGAUCCAAGAUCCGCUCCCUGCUGCCGAAGGUAGCCGGUCAACCCCAGCUCCUCAGCCAUCUCAUGCACGAAGUGAUGAGUUUCGACAGUACCAUUCGGGACAACUGGGGUUAUGAUGGUGGGUAUGGAGUUGACGGCUGGAAAGGGUUGUCCUGGGAAUUUCUCGUCCAAGCUGAUUGGUUCGGGCGCUGGCUACAGGUCGAAAAAGACUUUGCAUUGGCGCGAUAUCAGAGCAUUGCAGAAGCUCCCGAUUUCGGUGAUCUGGACUACGAGAGUGUCGAUCCCAAAGCUACCAAACCGACCAAGGGAGCGAUCCGCGUCAACGACCUACUUGAGACCAUAACAGGUGGGCCCCUGUCAUCCUUCAGCCAGAAGCUGACUUUUCUGAUCGACAUACAAAUCGCUAUUUUCGACAAGUAUCACGAGAAGCUGCUGGGCAAUCUGGAAGCAUAUCUGACCAUGACCACCGCAUUGGGUCGUGCCAUGGGCGGCGUCACUAAAGAGGAACAGGAGAGACUACUGGGGUUGGAAGGAUUAGAGCGCCUGUGCAAGACGUAUGGAAGUGCAGACUACCUACAAAGGGCAAUGCGGGACUGGAGCGACGACGUGUUCUUCUUGGACAUCUGGGAGGGCCUGCAAGAUCGUGCUCGCCAAGACGACAGUAUCGGUGGGAAGACUGUAGCCGACGUCGCCGAACGCACGUCAAAAUCCGUUGGCGAAGACGGUGAAGGCGGCGCCCUCUUUGACGAAACGGCUUCUUGGUACGCCCGUCUCCGAGACCGCACAAUGUACGGCAAGCGUUGCGGCCCUAUCAUCACAUCCUCGGCGCCCGCCAAUCUUGCACCCACGGCAGAAAUCGACCCACUUCUCACCCAUCUGGGUACCACGCUGGGCUUUUUGUCCCGUGCGCUCGCCUCGGCGCCCCUACGCCGCAUUACCAGAGCGGUACUCGCCACUGUGUCGAGCACUAUUUGGGACAAGGUACUUAGCGUUUACCGUUUUUCGACGGCGGGCGCGGCCCAGAUGCAUGCUGAUCUGGCGUCCAUCUGUCGCGUUGUUGACAAGCAAGUGGGCCCAGGUGUCGCCGAAGCAGGCCUCAGACGAUGUCUCGAGGGCGCUCAGCUUAUCGGGCUGCCUGUCAAAGGUGGCAAAGACCAGGCUGCAAGCGACGACAAGCUUGGUGGCGACGAAGACUGGGACGCCUCCUGGGGUGAAGGCCACGAUUCAGCGCCUCCUCCGCAGAAAGAAGAUGAGGGUGCCACAACGUCUGGGGGCGUUCACCUCGGCCUUUGGGAGGUGGAGAAGAGACUGUUUGCGGAUAAUCAGGCGGCGAGGGAUGUGUUGGAUGAAUUGGGCUUGGAGUUGCUGACGGAGAAUGAGGCAAGGGCUUUGCUAGGCCGCAGAGUCGAGUUGGCUGGAUAG